Molecule: messenger RNA, 303 nt
Organism: Peronospora matthiolae
Lineage: Eukaryota; Oomycota; Peronosporomycetes; Peronosporales; Peronosporaceae
Source: the annotation of a GenBank genome assembly
AUGAUUACGUCGACGCUACGUCGGGCCUUCACAACGGCGACGUCCACGGCGCAGAAGAAGCACCACAAGAAGAAAAACCACUUUGCUACUGCAGGACUUCCGCUUGUUCUCUUUAUCGUCGGCGGAUACGUGGCCCUGACACAGUUUGUCAGUGGCAAGUACGAGGCGCGAGAUCACGUGGUCAAAAGUCAGUCGGAGCACAUUUUCAACCUGGAGGAAGAGCACAAGAAAAUGACGGCAAAGUUGACUCUCGACGACUUUGAGCUCAAACCCGUGCCUGACCCAAGUCCUCCAACCAACUAG